AUGAUUAUGGUAUCUCUUCCUUUUGUGUUCUUCUGCUUAGUUCUUGGUUUUGGUUUUUAUUUCUUUGGAAGUGCUAGAGGAAGACGUGGUGUAUACACAAACCCUCAAGUUUAUGGUAUGCCAAUUCCACCACGAGGCACUGCAAUUGCAAAUAGUACCUUCCCUUAAUCUUCUUC
Messenger RNA from Medicago truncatula (barrel medic), 176 nucleotides. RefSeq lists its product as uncharacterized. The record is from RefSeq and is a predicted model, not a curated record. The coding region runs from base 1 to 168 and encodes 55 amino acids. Lineage: Eukaryota; Viridiplantae; Streptophyta; Magnoliopsida; Fabales; Fabaceae. The transcript has a single exon.